This is a messenger RNA of Bipolaris maydis ATCC 48331, 1539 nucleotides long. Lineage: Eukaryota; Fungi; Ascomycota; Dothideomycetes; Pleosporales; Pleosporaceae. The record is from RefSeq and is a predicted model, not a curated record.
AUGGCCAAGCCGAGUCUUCUUAAAGAUACAGUUAAGGCUAUCAAGGGGUGUCCGCCAGAGAUAUUCAAUGUCUGGCUUUUCUUUUGCACGGCUGUGUGGAGUUUUUCGGUCAAUAUAGCAUCGAUUGUAGUGCAAAAUAAGUUCAAGACCGAGUUCGGAGUCAUUUACGAAACCGAUGCUGAAUAUGCCAAUACUAAGGGAUGGAUCGUCUCCAUCGCCACAGCGGGUGCCGUCUUUGGCUGUCUAGCUUGCAUCAAUCUUGUGCAGAUAUGGGGGCGAAAGUGGACCAUGUUAGUCUUUACGGUCAUCUACAUUGCCGGAAUCCUGGGUCAGACCUUUUCAAACGGUAGCCUGUCUGCCUUGUACGCUACCCGUUUUGUUACUGGUAUCGGAAUCGGUACCACGACCGUUUUACCUUCAAUCUACCUUACCGAGAUCGCACCCCGAAGCAUUCGUGGCCUGCUUACCCUCCAAUACGCCUGUUGUCAACAACUCGGUGUCGUCUUCGGUUUCUUCUUCAACUAUGGCAUCACAAAAUACCACGCUGGCACGCGCCUCCAAUGGCAACUCCCUACGGGUCUGCAGCUCGCCCCUGCAGUAAUCUGGGGUAUCGGCAUCCUCUUCACCCCCGAGUCCCCCCGCUUUCUCCUCUCCAAAUCCAAAAGUACAGAAGCCCUCCAAGUUCUCUGCCGCUUCCGCAACCUCCCCGCUGACCACCCCUACAUCGUCGCCGAAUUCGCUGGCAUUGAGCACCAGCUCAACCUCGAAAUCGAAGCCGUAAGCGGCGCCACAGUCUGGGAUCUCUUCAAAGAAACCUUCUCAUGGUCCGGUGCAAACGCCAUAACGCAGUAUUCGCCUUCGAUUUUCGGGUACUUGGGUAUCGAGGGCGAGGAAGCGCGGUUCCUCGCCACGGAUCUGUACGGAAUCGUGAAGUUCGUAUCCAUCCUCGUUUUCUCCAUCUUCGUCAUCGAUUUUAUUGGGCGUAGACGAUCGCUUAUGCUCGGUAUUUCGCUACAAAUCCUGACUCUCACGUUCGUGGGUGCGUACCUCGGUGUCACGAAUGGUAUGUCAGCUGCGGAAAUCGAGGCGAGUGCGAGUGCUACGGCGGUGAGUAAAGCCAGUAUCGUGGCUAUCUUUAUUCAUGCUGUGGCGUGGUCGAUUGGUUGGUUCUCUAUUCCGUAUCUUGUUUCUGCGGAAGUCUUUCCUGUUCGUAUCCGCUCGCUCAACGUUUCUAUCCUCAUGGCGUUUCACUGGGCGUUCUACUUUGGUUGCUCGCGCGCUAUUCCGAGUCCGCUCUCUGCUACGGAUCGAUAUGGUGCGUUCGUCUUCUUCGCGAGCAUCUGCUGUAUGUCGUUGAUGUACGUUUACUUUGCGCUGCCAGAAACGGCUGGCCGCUCGCUUGAGAUUCGGAGAGUUGCUUAUCCCAAUGGAGAUGAUUUGGCGGAUGGAGGUGCGCGGAGAGAAGAGAAGCUGGGGGAGGUGCUGGAUGAGGAGAAGAACGGAGAAGUGCGGAUUGAAAAGCAUGUGGAGAAGAAGUGA